CCUCUAUCGGAAUGUAUAAUUUAUGUAUGGUGGGGCGGUUACUACUACCGCGGUUAGGUCUAACGAUUUGAACAUAUUUGGAGGUAGUCAGAGAUGAGGUGAUAAAAAGAAAAGAAAUGAAAGAAUUAAAGUGAAAACAGAAGAGAGAAAAAGAUAAAACCGUUUCUUGAGAUAUUCAGUAAUUUAAAAUAGUAAAUAUACUAAAAUGUUUAAUUGAGAGGAUCCUAGAUGAAGUCUCUAACGAGAAAGACUAUAAAUACAAAGUCAAGAUCAAUAUUGGCUUUACAGUAAACGAACAUGAGCAGUUAAUCGAUACAGCCGGUUAUUAACGCUUCAUCAACUUUUUGAACCAUCUCCGGUAUUAAUAAAUGUUAGUCGGCUUUUUGCAUCUCGUGUGUAAUGAUAUAAUCAAAGAUAAUAAUAUUAUUAGCCGUUGCCUGGCAACUCCCUAGCCACGGCCAUCUCGUUUCCAUGACAUUGACAAUCAUUAUAUCGUUGAACGCGAUACUAUAAACAUACUGGUAAAAACGGUGCAAGAAGUUUGAGAAGAAGGGAAGAAUGUUCUGGGGUGUGAGUCCAGCCUUAGAUCUACAGCAAGAGUAUCUCAAAUAUGGCGAUGAACACGCGUACGAACUAAAUUUUCUCGUGAUUGGAGGCUGCGAUGGAAGACAUCUGCUUAAAACUCUGGCCCAAGCUUAUCGGCACAACCGGAGGUACAUGAAUCUUUUCGUGAUCGACGGAUGCCCGGAGUUGAUAGCUAGGCAACUGCUUCUUAUGUCUUUGGCAUUAGAAAAGACGACGAGAUGUGGUUUACUGGAGAAAACAAGGCGUUAUCUCGAGGUAUAUGGGAAUCUGCUACUGCGGCCGCCAACUUCGAGGUAUGUAAUGGCCAAAGCUCGUCAGUUGGUCGGUAUGAUCACCAAUCCUGACUACAUGAGCUGUCUACUCCCUAGUGUAUCCCUGGAACAGAUGAAAUAUAAAGAGAGGGACUAUUUGGAAAACUUGAUGAAUUUCUGGACGACCGGAAACACUAAUCAGUACAAUGCCUGUGAAUUGUGGGAAUACAGACUUAGAAAUAGCCUGGGAGUGCGGUAUGACAAUAGACAUGGAGUUUACGAUUGGGACUAUCAUAUGAGGCUGAAGGAGAUCGCCAGUGCUGUAUGCUUUCAAGAGUACAAGCAUUUCAGAGAGCACGGAGUGGCCUUUACGUGGUUGGAGACUGAAGUGUGCCGUCCAAACGUUACUUUUGCGGCUGGUGUUUAUAAAUGCGGAGACCGAUACCUUCACAGAGGCUAUUUGGGUGAUCUUGUGACAUCCCCGUACAUUUGCUUGGGCCUCGAUUGCGAGGACAAAGACAUGCUGAAAUCGACCCAUGGCGUGAACUACAAGCGCUCGACUGACAUCAGCGAACGUAAUGUUAUGCGGAUGAUGUAUGAGAUGGAAAACCACAAGAAAUUUGAUGUCGCCGAGAUGGAAAUCGAAAAUGAACGGAAUUUGGGUAUGGUUGUAUUGAGUGAGUUCGACGCUAAGAUUUCGGAGUGUGGACCCGAGAUUCCGUUGGUGUUGCGAGAAGACCGCGAGACGUACAUUGAUGUGGACUAUGGAAAAGUUCACUUCUUAUCUGUCAGCGCCUUAGAUCAUUACCCCCAUAAGCCUCAGUUCCAAGGGCUGUUCCACGGGGUCUUCGUGGGACAGAAUAUGGUGUCGCGCAUCAAGCCCAGUCUCUGGUCGAUGGCGCGUGAUGAUGCUGUAGUUAUCAUGGAGUCCAGGAAAUACAUGAUAGAACUAAAACGAGAUGACGUUAAGGCGUUUGCCGAUCAAAUCCAGGAGGCGGCUGCGGCUGGACAUUGCGAGAAGAUCAAAGCAUUUGAUCCUGAAAAAGAUGAUUACGCUCGUUUUGUGAUCAGGAGGAAGCGUAGUGAGGGCACAGAUUUUUCGUUAUAAGAAGAAAUCGCCGGACUUCCGCCCUUCACUGGGGAUGGAGAGCGGGAAAUAAUACGUCUAUUUUAAUGGAACUAUAUCUAAUACUUACCAGUUCCACUCAAAUUCAGACUUGUUUCUCUUUGAAACUCGUAGUAUUGUUAUAUAUCGUUAUGUUUGUUUUAUUUUUAUUGCUUGGAUGGAUGGACGAGCUCACAGCCCACCUAGUGUUAAGUGGGUGGCGUCACCCACCUUGAGAUAUAAGUUCUAAGGUCUCAAGUAUAGUUACAGCGGCUGCCCCGCCCUUCAAACCGAAACGCUUUACUGCUUCACGGCAGAAAUAGGCGAGGUGGUGGUACCCACCCGCGCGGACUCACAAGAGGUCCUACCACCAGUAAUUACGCAAAUUAUAAUUUGUUGUAAAUUAUAAUAUGUUUCUCUGUUAUGAGGCAGAAGAACAUCAAUGGUGUGAUGAGAGCGCUUAAAUACGAGGUUGUAAAUAAAACAGCAAAAAAAAUGUGUGUUCAUCUAUUUUCCUCAUUUAAUAAUAAUAUGUUACAUUCAUUCGAUAAACCAUAUAGCCAAAUAUUUACAAGGUUUGAAAACGAAACGAUAAUAAAACAAAAAAUGAUUGUAAAAUAAUAAUUAACUUCGUACGAUGGUUUAUUCCGUUUUAAAAUUCGUAUUCAUUAUUAUUUUAUUUUUUAUUAUUUUACAUAAUAAUAUCACUUAAUAUAACAUUCCUAAAUCAGUAAGUUCGGUAGUGUGGACAUUUAUUUUACGAAUUUUCGUAAUUUUAUAUAUUAUAAUAAUAAUAAUAUGAAAAAGGAACAUAUAUCUAAUUUACAUUUAAACUGAACGAUUUCAUAAUCCUAUCUAAAAUAAUUACGUUACUAUUAUUAAUUACACAUAGAUUUUGUCAGUGUUUUUAAAAUUAAAAAUACAUAUUGCAAUUACAUUUAAAAUAUAAUGAACACAUUUUUCGUGUAUUUAAAAAACAACAUAUAAGACAUUUCUAUUUAAUAAAUUUUAAUGAUUCUAAAUUAAAA
Molecule: messenger RNA, 2969 nt
Organism: Bombyx mori (domestic silkworm)
Lineage: Eukaryota; Metazoa; Arthropoda; Insecta; Lepidoptera; Bombycidae
Gene: Dnaaf3
Product: dynein axonemal assembly factor 3
Exons: 2
Coding region: 559-1944 (461 amino acids)
Biological process (GO): motile cilium assembly; axonemal dynein complex assembly
Source: RefSeq, a predicted model, not a curated record